UACAUAUGGCAGCCUUAUAUGAAUGGGAUUUUCUCAGUGCACACAAGUUGUCAGGACAAGGAGAGGGGAGUACUCCUGUAUCUAUAUAUUGCUGCAUGUGUGCACACUUCCACUUGGAGUUAUGCUGAGUGAACAAAUAGGGUGACUCGCAUGAAAUACCAAAUCUAUUUGCUUCACCUGAAAAUUAAGGGAUGCAGAAAAGAAUUCUAAGCUUGUGUGACAAGCCGUGAGAGAGAACGCUUAAGGAAUAAGGAAGUUGAGAAAGAACUAAAAGGAGUAAGAAUAGCUGUGAAUUCCAGCUCAACUGCUACUCUGAUUGUUCUUCCUUUGAACUUGAUUUCUCUUUGGUAGCUUCAUGUCUAAAGCCAUGGACAAAAAAAUUAAAAACUGGCUGUUCCUUAUCCUGCUGCAUGCCACUAUUGAAUUCAGUGAGGGAUGCUAUUGUGACCAUUACCCAUGGACUUCCUGGUCCAGUUGUUCACAAACUUGUAACUAUGGGAUUCAAAGCAGGUAUAGGCAAAUACAAGUAGAUGAGUAUUAUAGGAAAAACUUCUGCGAACGACUUUGCACCUCUCAGGAAUCCAGGGCCUGCAACCAACAUAUGUGUCCAAUCAACUGCCAAACUGGAGACUUUGGUCCUUGGUCAGAAUGUGACCCAUGCAUUAAGAAACAAUUUCGCACCAGAUCCUUGAUCCAACCCUCUCAGUUUGGAGGGCGACCUUGCAGUGAGCAGCUGGUAGAGUCCCGGAGGUGCUUUCCCACCAAACUUUGCAACAUAGAGGAAGUCAACUGUGGGAAUAAGUUUCAGUGUGAUAAUGGCCGCUGCAUCAGGCAAAAUUUGGAGUGCAAUGGAGAAAAUGACUGCGAGGAUAAUUCAGAUGAAAGAAACUGUCAUCGUGUACGGCCAGUGUGUAACAGAAGACAUGAAAGCCUUCCUGGUGUUACAUUAAUGGGCCAUGGCUUUCACCUUUUGGCAGGAGAGAACCGAGGAGAAAUCCUCAGUAGCUCAUUCUAUGGAGGUAAAUGCACCCUUGUCAAGAGUAACGACACACGAAAAGUAUUCCGGGUUCCUGCAAACGUGGAAACUGUCAGCUUUCAGGUGGAGAAUGAAGAGGAUGAGGUGACAUCUGAUUUUUACAGUGAUUUAAUCCCCCUAGAUUCUGCUUCCUCUAGACAAAGUUCUUCUUCUAGCUCAGGAAGAAGUUCUUCUGGAAUCCCACUGCUGUUCUCGAAAAAGAAAAAAGUCAGGAUCACUUCUUCAACUUCCUUCAAAGAGGCUGUGCAAGCUUCACAUAAAAAGAACUCCAACUUUAUUAGGAUCCAUAAGGUGGUUGCAGUAUCGAACUUCACAAUGAAGCAGGCAGAUUUGCAGCUGUCUGGUGUCUUCUUGAAGGCCCUCAACAGCCUGCCUCUGGAGUACAACUAUGCUCUCUACAGCCAAAUAUUUGAUGACUUUGGGACUCAUUACUACGCAUCUGGUUCCAUGGGUGGCACAUAUGACCUCCUCUAUCAAUACAGUGCUGAAGAACUGAAAAACUCAGGUUUGACAGAGGAAGAAAUGAAUGAGUGUGUCCGAACAGAAACAACCAGACGUGUCUUUUUUCGAAAGAAGAAGACAGUCAGUACAAAAUGCACCAACAAUAAAAUGACUGUUCGACAUGAAGGUUCAUUUUUGCAGUCAUCUGAAAAAUCUAUAUCAUUAGUAAAAGGUGGGAGGUCAGAAUAUGCUGCAGCUCUUGCCUGGGAGAAAAAUGGAGCUUUGCCUGAGCACAUUGCAUAUACGAAUUGGCUGGAAUCAACCAAAGACAAUCCAGUCAUCGUUGACUUUGAGCUGGGUUUCAUUUUGGAUUUGGUGAAGAACUUUCCAUGUGCAGUAACCAAGCGGCGUAAUCUCAGAAGAGCUCUUAUUGAAUACAUGGAACGAUUUGAUCCUUGCCGAUGCAAGCCCUGCCCCAACAAUGGCAGGCCAGUGCUAUCUGGAACCGAAUGCCUCUGUGUGUGCCAGGCUGGGACUUAUGGAGAUAACUGUGAGCUAAGAGCACCGGACUACAAAUCUGUUGCUGUUGAUGGUUAUUGGAGCUGUUGGUCUGCAUGGAGCUCUUGUGAUGCUUCUCAUAAGAAACGUAGGACCAGGGUUUGUAACAAUCCUGCACCCCUAAAUGGAGGCAAGCCAUGUGAAGGUGAACAGGAGCAAGAGGAAGAGUGCUACUUUUCCAUAUUUGCUGACAUGGGGGCCUUGUGUAUAAAUGAUGACGAAGCGAGAAAAGAGAGUGACAUUUUAGUCAUUCAGCCUGAAUCGGGGUGCACUAAACCAGAUCCUCCAGAAUUUGGAUUCAUCAGGAAUGAAAAGAAUCAUUAUGCUGUUGGUGAAGAUGCUGAGGUUGUGUGCUUGAGUGGAUACAAUCUAGUAGGCUAUCCAUUCUUCCGCUGUCUGCCAGAUCAAACAUGGGUACAGAGGCCUGUUGAAUGCCAAUUGUCUGUUUGUUCCAGACCAGCAGCAUCUCAGGAUGUCUCCAUUUCCCCAUUUAAAAGUGAAUACAACAUUGGGGAAACUAUCCAGCUUAGGUGUCCUGUGACUUUUGUGUUAAAUGGCCAAAGCAAAUACACUUGUGGUCAGGGGCCAUCAUGGAAACCUUCCAUUUUGAGACUACUUACUUGCGAAAGAGCUGAUUACAUUCAAAACCAAGGCAGCUGCAGUCCAGGCCAAAAGCUGGUUGGAUCUCAGUGUGUGUGCAUGUCCCCAACAGAGGAUUGUCCCCACCACUCUGAAGAUAUUUGUGUACUGGAACCAGCUUCUGAACAAAUGCUUACAAAGCCCAGCUGCCAGUUCUUGGCAGAGAAAUGUUUGAGAGAACAUUCCUUCCAUUUCCUGCAUUCUGGCCCCUGCCGAAGUGACGUUGACUUGAGUUGGGCCAUGGAAAGGGUCAAAAUCUCUACGGACAGCAUAAAGAAGAAGCCCUGCGGUUAUGAUUUGUGCUAUGACUGGGAGGAAUGUUCAGAGUCACGUUUAGAAUGCUUCUGCCUGCUGCCAAACCAAUGCCCACGAAACAAUGAAGAACAGCUUUUCUGCAUCCAAACUAAGUCAAGAAGUACGACUGUCAACCUCUGUAUGCUGGCAACAAUGAAGUGCUCUAAAAGAAACUUUGAAGUACUACAUGAAGGAAGAUGUUAAAACUGAAAGCCAUUAAGCUCAGCAAUGGACUGUCUGCUCUUCUACUUGCUGUUUUUGAUGUGUAUUUAUCUUGCUAAUAGCACACCACUUGACCAAAGAGCUGAUAUAACACAGCAACCUAAAUAUUUUAGCUGUCUGGUCCCUUAUGUUCUACAGAAUGAUAUACUAAAAAUUGGCUACAACUCAGUGGCAGGCCAUGUAUGCAGAGUUCAGAAUGUUACUUUUUAGGCUACAAUUUCUAGAGUCCCCUAGUCUGUAUGAAAGCAAGGUUAGAAAGACGGCAUCCUGAGACCUUGGUGAGAACCACCACCAGCUGACACAGAUAAUGGUGAGCCUUAUUGACCACUAGCAGUGCUUGCUGUAAAGCAGCAUCAUUCUAAAUUCAUAAAAUAGAUUGAGGGUUAUUCUGCAGAGGUGGGAAAAUGCCAUUGCCUUGGGGGGCAGCACUAUGGCUGUUGCUGCUGCCAUUUUGCAUGCAGGCAUUACAAAGGCUUUUUGCCACUUCACUCAAAAGUUCAUAUACAAUACAUAUUGACCCAUGGAUAAAUUUACUCUUUUUUGGUGGCCAACCUCUAGGCUUAUACAUGAAUAUAUACAUAUUGCAUUGUCAGAAACAAACAGUGUGGAUCUGUGUUCCACACUGGACUUCUAUAUGAUUUCUGAAAUAUCACCACUAUACACUCAACAUUAAUACCUGUAACUAGGAUCCAUUUGGCAAAAAUUCCAGGAGCUAGGUUUCUGUUCUGUUAAAACUUAACUAAUGCAAAUAAAUGUCUGUUCAAAAA
Messenger RNA from Anolis carolinensis (green anole), 3957 nucleotides. RefSeq names its product complement component C6. Gene Ontology annotation, biological process: complement activation. Gene Ontology annotation, cellular component: membrane attack complex. Lineage: Eukaryota; Metazoa; Chordata; Lepidosauria; Squamata; Anolidae. The transcript is spliced from 18 exons. The record is from RefSeq and is a predicted model, not a curated record. Bases 356 to 3172 code for a protein of 938 amino acids. Gene Ontology annotation, molecular function: protein binding.